AUAACCUACAGGAUGUUUUUUUUCUAUUAAAUAUGUAUUAUGCAUACCUGGUAUCCCCAAUUUCCCUUUUCAUUAUACAGGUAGAGAAUUAUUGUAUGAAUACAUGGGUCAUUAAAGUGCCAUAAUAUAUUCUGUACCUGACAUUAUAAAUGUGCUUAAAACCAGUACCUUUGGAAGUAUUAACAGUAUUGGGUGAGUCACUAGUAAUGGUCAUUUAAUCACCACCCUUUAAAAUUACGAACUAUAUUAGAGGUAUUUCCCAUUCAGAAUUCAGACGUGCCUAAAGACAAGACGCAUACUUUUAUAUGACACAGUGUCUAAGAUGUUCAAGCAGUGUAGUUUGAUCGCACUAUUUUUGGCUGCCAUCUUGAAUAAUCACGUCGUCAAGACUCAACUCCUGAGCGUCGAAAAUCCAGACGGGUCAUAUUCAAUAGGGCACAGUUCCGUAGGUGCAGGUGGCACACCAGAAUCUAUAGCAGCUCUGCUGACCAAAGCAGCAGGAUGGACAGAGACAUCGCGUCACUAUGGGCGGGCUCAAACCUUCACGUCUGAAGUAUACUCGUCAAGGAGCCCGUUGGAUGACUUGGUAGUGUUGUUCCACAACUCGAUCGUCAGACUGUACAAUAACUUCAGGGCGAUACUCAGGAGAAAUACGUAUGCUGUCGAUGUAUUGAGCAAGGUGUUUGCAAUUUUUUUUGAGUAUGUUAGGUAUAUUGCUAGAGACAUUUUCAGCAGAACUGAUAGUAGGCUGAAUAGUGAUAAGAAUUUUGUUCCGAAAAGGUAUCGCCUUUAUUAGUGCUUUAUUGUAUUUUUUAUGUGAAUUAGUAAUAAAAUUCAAGAG
Messenger RNA from Acanthoscelides obtectus, 841 nucleotides. Lineage: Eukaryota; Metazoa; Arthropoda; Insecta; Coleoptera; Chrysomelidae. The record is from the annotation of a GenBank genome assembly.